Molecule: messenger RNA, 612 nt
Organism: Rhodotorula toruloides NP11
Lineage: Eukaryota; Fungi; Basidiomycota; Microbotryomycetes; Sporidiobolales; Sporidiobolaceae
Product: zinc finger, MYND-type protein
Exons: 4
Coding region: 1-612 (203 amino acids)
Source: RefSeq, a predicted model, not a curated record
AUGCCCGCUCAGCCGCCUACUGCGCCUUGCGAAGUCUGCGGAGCGACGACCACGACGAACUGCUCCUCGUGCGCCCAAGUCGGCAUCGACCUCUUCUUCUGCUCGCGGGACUGCCAGAAGCUGGUCUGGUGUUCUCACAAAUUCGUCUGCGGGACCGGAGGGCGCGCUGGACCCAUCAAGAUUCCCGAGCUUUCUGCCGAAGAGAUCGAGGACUUGAAAGCCAGGGCGGACAACAGCAUGUGGCUGGAGAUAGGCGGCUUCUCGAGCGUCAAGGCUGACCUCGAACGCUUUUCUGGGCGCUCCUUCGAGUAUGUGCUCAAACACCUGCCAGGGCCCACAUGGUCUACCGCCGAGCUUCCCUUGAAGCCACUCCUCGUUGCCGCCGUUGCUCGUCCUCGCGAUUCGUACAAGUUCACCGAUAACUUCCGGUACGACGUUGAAGGAAUUGCAGCGCUCACUGCAAGGCUGCACAGGCGCUACAUCCUCUGGAUGUUCGACGGAAUGGGCACGGGCGACCAGGAACUGGCAGACGCGCUCCAGAACGUUCCCCUCAACGUCUUCAUGGAUCCGAAGGAGCUCCUGAAGAGGCGCAUGAGCCCGUCUGCACGCUGA